GGGACUCAGCAGCAGUGGCUGUCACUUCUUAAGAUUUUGUUCAAGAAAGGAAGAACAGCAGCUGACCCUCGAGAUCUGGGGUGGGAAGGAAGGGAAGGAGGGAUGGAAACAAAAGCAAACGCCCUCUGGUUCCCAGCCUGUCUCCACCCACCCCGUACUGAAGUCCUAGGAGAGGGCCAGUAAGUCUAUCUAGGAAUGCCCUGGCCUGGACUCCAUUUCCCAGAGUCACCUGGUGCUCUAACGUUUUCCGUGCUCUGAGCGCCUGUGCGUGUGCAUGUGGGAGAACGUACGCAUGCGCGUGCCUUUCCCUGUGGCCCGGGGGUUGAGAACAGAGGAAGUUCAUUUACUGAUCAGAGUGUGCCCUGAGAGGCCGCACUGCUCGUCUCCCACAUUCCCUGGGGAGUCUUGCUCUGCAAGUGCAAUUGCAGGCGGUUCGGGAGCACACACCCAGACCUGCCGCCCGCUGCUUCUGUGCCUCUGCAUCUGCCACCGUGGGCCCCAAGUUCCAGCGACUUCUCCUGUCCCACACUUUCCGCUUUGCUCUCCAGGUGUCCUGAAGAAAGGGGACGUGCUCCCGAGAGUUUCCACGGUGAUGACAGCAUUUGAAGACCUGGCUGUGUACUUUACGUGGGAGGAAUGGCAGAAAAUGAACAAUGCUCAGAAGAUCCUGUACAGAGAUGUGAUGCUGGAGACCUACAGCAGCCUCUUCUCCUUGGGGCACUGCAUUACCAAACCUGACUUAAUCUUCAAGUUGGAGCAAGGAGCAGAGCCAUGGAUGGUGGAUGAAUGCUUGAAUGAGAGCCUUCCAGUGGGCAUGAAAAGGGAUGACCUGAUUAGGAUCAACCAGGAAAGUCAGGACAACAAUCUGAAUCAGGAUUUUAUGAAAAAUAAGAAGACAUCAGCUCUCAAGAGAGUUGAAUUAAGAAAAACACUUAGUUUAAAUUCAAGCCAUAUUCCAACACUGAUUAUUAAAAAGGGAAUCUAUUCAGGAUUGAAGCCUGAGGAAUGCAAUAAAUGUCACACUGUGUAUCCCCCCAGUGGGCCUGAUCAACUACAGGGUGAAGAGAAAUUUGAUAACACUAAGAUACCUGGAAAACCUCUCCAGUUCUGUGAGCCUCUUGGUCAGCAUGACAAGAUUCACAUCAUGAAGCAGCCAUUUGGACCCACUGGACAAGCAAAAGUCUUCACAAGAAAGAUGUUCUGUAAAUCUGAGAGGGUUCAUAUGGCAGAAAACUGUAAUAAAUCAACUGUCACUUUUGGAAAAGCAACUCAAAUAGAAAAGGCUAUCUAUGGAAAUUCUAGCCUCAAUAUGCAUCAACAAACUCACACAAGAAAGAAAUUUUAUAAGUACAUCAUGUAUGUUGAACCUGUCAUUCACCAGUCACAUCUUACAAUAAACCAGAGACUAAAUACAAGGGAAAAACUUUACACAUGUAAACCUUGUGGAAAAUCACUCAGUUUUAAUUCACCUUCUGAAUGUAAUGACUGUGAAAAAGCCUUUGGACAAAAGUCAGUCCUCAGGAAAUGCCAACAAAUUCACACCGGGGAGAAACCUCAUGAAUGUAGUGACUGUGGAAAAGCCUUUGGACGAAAGUCACACCUCAUAAACCAUCAGCGAAUUCACACAGGAGAGAAACUUUAUAAAUGCCUUCAUUGUGGAAAAGGCUUUCUAUGGAAGUCAGACCUCAUCAAACACCAGAGAAUGCACACAGGGGAGAAACCUCAUGAAUGUAAUGACUGUGGAAAAGCCUUUGGACGAAAGUCACACCUCAUUGUGCACCAACAGAUUCACACAGGGGAGAAACCUCAUAAAUGUAAUGACUGUGGAAAAGCCUUUGGACGAAAGUCAUGCCUCAAAAUACACCAGCGAAUUCACACAGGGGAGAAACCUCAUGAAUGUAAUGACUGUGGAAAAGCCUUUGGACAAAAGUCAAGCCUCAUAAUGCACCAGAGAAUUCACACAGGGGAGAAACCUCAUGAAUGUAAUGACUGUGGAAAAGCCUUUGGACGAAAGUCAGAUCUCAGGAAACAUCAGCAAAUUCACACAGGGCAGAAACCUCAUAAAUGUAAUGACUGUGGAAAAGCCUUUGGACGAAAGUCACACCUCAUCGUACACCAGCGAAUUCACACAGGGGAGAAACCUCAUGAAUGUAAUAACUGGAAAAGCCUUUGUAUGGAAAUCACACCUCAUAUCACACUGGAGAAUUCACACAGGGGAGAAACCUCAUAAAUGUAAUGAUUGUGGAAAAGCCUUUGGCCAUAAGUUAGGCCUCAUGAUACAUCAGCGAAAUCACAUAGGGCAGAAACCUCAUGAAUGUAAUGACUGCGGAAAAGCCUUUGUAUGGAAAUCACACCUCAUAUCACACUGGAGAAUUCACACAGGGGAGAAACCCCAUGAAUGUAAUGACCAAGGGAAAGCCUCUGGAUAAAAGUCAAUCCUUUGGAAACAUCAGAGAAUUCCCACAGGGAAGAAGCCUCAUGAAUGUAAUGAUUUUGGAAAAGCCUUUGGACAAAAGACAAACCUCAUAUCACAGCAGAGAAUUCACACAGGGUAGAAAACUCAUGAUCGUAAUAACUGUGAAAAGCAUUAGCCAUAAGUCAA
Messenger RNA from Oryctolagus cuniculus (rabbit), 2602 nucleotides. The record is from RefSeq and is a predicted model, not a curated record. Lineage: Eukaryota; Metazoa; Chordata; Mammalia; Lagomorpha; Leporidae.